CAGCUCCUUCUUUUGUUGGUAAUUGUCCUCGCUGAAAGCUUUCUGCAACUCUACACAAACAAGAAGACAUUAUUUUACCUGUUUAAAUUAAUAUCAGAGCCAAGAAAAAACUGAGGGGUAACAGCUGACCAUCUCUGCUCAAGUUCUGAGCCCCAGUAAAGUCAAGCCCUGAAAGGUCAGCAACGGAGCUAAUAGCAGAGAGCGGUGAGGCGUGGGUAACCACUAAGUGCCUUCUGAAUGACGGAAUACCGACUUGGUAAAUAUAUGGAAUCUUAACGGAAAAGGUCUGUACUUUGGAAAAUGUCCGCCACAGCCUUUGUCUGUGCCAAUCCCUGGUGUCUUCCUGGGCUCCAUGCGUUGCAGGCUGGAUUAUACAGACCGGUGCCAUUGCUGAAGACAACGCUGCUCCUAUAUAUGGAUCCCCAUUAUUGAAAAAAAUGAGUCGUGCUUCUGUUUUUUCAACAAUGCUGCUAUUUGACCUUUACUUCAUUUAUACCAUAUUCGUGGCAACGACUUUGAGUGUAAAUCCUUGUAAGAUUGUACAGGAAAAAGCUGACUGCAGUCAUCUGAAACUCUCCCAGAUCCCUUCUGAUCUACCAAGCGACAUAAAGGCGCUGGACCUCUCUCACAACCAACUGAAGCAGCUGCCUUCUGCUAAUUUGUCUAGAUAUGAUCAGCUUGUCUCCCUGGAUGUUGGAUAUAAUACUCUGCAUCAGUUUGAUCCAUUAUUGUGUGAAAAACUACCACGGUUGUCUCUAUUAAAUUUACAGCACAAUGAAUUCACUAAAAUUUCAGAAAAAUACUUUACCUUGUGUUCCAGCCUCACCGAACUUUAUUUAACCGCCAAUGGAAUAAGCAGCAUAAGUGGAAAUCCUUUUGAAAAAUUAGAGAGCUUGUGUGUUCUUGACUUGUCCCACAACAAAAUGACUUCAACCAUACUUGGAAACAAGCCACAACUACCAAAUCUUCAAAAACUUAUUCUGUCUUCAAAUAAGAUAACAGAGCUCACUAAAGACGGACUAGCUUUUCUAUACACUUCUUUAAAGACCCUUGAACUAUCAUCAAAUGCCAUAAAAAUGGUUUCCAAAGAGUGUUUUCACAGUUUAAUAACUCUCCAUACACUGGUGAUGGACAAUAUGCAACUUGGAGCAAACCUGGUGGAACUCGUUUGCACAGCUUUAGCAGGAACUGGAAUACAAGCUGUUUCAUUAAAUAAUGUACAACUAACACAUAUAUAUAACACUACAUUUACAGGAUUAGAACAUAGAAAUCUGACUACAUUAAAUAUUUCCCAAAAUAGUUUAUCACAUAUUGAUGACAAAUCGUUUGCUCCACUCCAUCAAUUAGAGUAUCUAAACAUGGAAAAUAAUCAAGUUUCUCAGCUGACGCCUAAUACCUUUUAUGGUUUGUCGAACCUAACGUAUCUCAAUUUAAGAAAGUUUUUCAUCAAAUCAAAAGUUUCUAUUAAUGACCUUUCAUUCCAGUGGCUAAAUAAUGUGGAACAUCUGAACAUGGAAGAAAAUAAAAUAUCUGACCUUACAGAGAACACUUUUACUGGUCUAACAAGCUUAAAAAUGUUAAAUUUAAGUGACUGCUCUAUAAACCUGCAGAGAAUUACCAAUAAGACAUUUUCAUCUCUUUCCAAAUCACCAUUGUUAGUACUGGAUUUGACAAAAACAGGAAUAGUCAUAUUAGAAAGUGGAGCAUUUUCUUCCCUGAGUAACCUUAAGGUUCUUGACUUAGGUUUAAACAAGAUAAACCAGGAAUUAUAUGGCCAGGAAUUUCAGGGUCUUAAAAAUAUUGAGAUUCUUUAUCUUUCCUUCAACAAUCGGUUGACCCUAAGAAGCAACUCCUUUACUUAUGUUUCAAGUCUUAAACGAUUGUAUUUGCGGAAAACAGCAUUGACAUUCACAGAUCUAAACCCUUCUCCUUUUAAAGGUCUACACAAUUUAACACUGUUGGAUCUCAGCAACAAUAACAUUGCUAACAUAGAGGACAAUAUAUUUGAAGGUUUGGACAGCCUUAAAAUUCUUAAUCUUCAGCACAACAAUUUGGCUCGGUUGUGGAAACACGCAAAUCCAGGUGGUCCUGUUUUGUUCUUGAAAGGAUUAUACAGUUUGGAGAUACUUGGGUUGGUGUCCAAUGGUUUUGAUGAGAUACCUGAUUCAGCUUUCAAUGGUCUGCCUAAUCUAUCUAUUUUGGAUCUAGGGGAAAAUAAUGUAAACAUAAUACCAGUGUCUCUGUUUGAUGAUCAGAGAUCGCUUUCUAUACUAGAUCUUCAUAAAAAUCUCAUAACAGCAGUUGAAAAAGAAGUAUUUAAAAAUGUUUUCAAAACUUUAACAAACUUGAGCAUGGGUGGAAAUCCCUUUGACUGCACAUGUGAUAGCAUAGCUUGGUUUGCAGACUGGCUUAAUAAAACAAAUGUAACUAUAACAGGCCAUACUUCUCAAUAUAAAUGCAACACACCUCCACGAUACCAUGGUAUUUAUGUGGAAUAUUUUGAUGCAUCUUCCUGUAAAGACAAUAGUCCUUAUAUAUUGUUCAUACUUUCUUUCAGUUUUCUUAUUACUUUUCUGUCUUUAGUAGUGUUAAUACACUUCCAAGGGUGGAGAUUUGAAUUUUACUGGAAUGUUUCUGUGAACAGGAUACUUGGUUUCAGAGAAGUUGAUUACAGAACUGAAGACUUUGAUUAUGAUGCUUAUAUAAUUCACGCUAAAGAUGACCUUGACUGGGUUGAAAAUAAUUUGAUACCAUUUGAAGAAGAUGAGCCUAAAUUACAAUUUUGCAUUGAGGAAAGGGACUUUGAAGCAGGAAUAUCUCAACUUGGUGCAAUAGUUAAGAGUAUGAAAAGAAGUCGAAAAAUCAUAUUUGUUAUAACUAAUUUGUUUUUAAAAGAUCCUUGGUGUAAGAGGUUUAAGAUACAACAUGCUGUCCAACAAGCUAUUGAACAGAGUCGUGACUCCAUCAUACUUAUCUUCCUUGAGGAUAUUCCAGAUUAUAAAUUGCAUUAUACCAUACAUCUAAGAAGGGGAAUGUUCCAGUCACAUUGCAUCUUGGAUUGGCCAGCUCAAAAGGAAAGAUUUAAUGCUUUCCGUCAAAAACUAAAAAUUGCUCUGGGAUCUACUAACAUCAUAAGUUAAUUUUGAUUGACUAAAAAGUAGAAUCUAACUUCUGUUAAAUAGAGAACCACUAUUGGUGUUCGAUUCCUCUCAGACUUGCCUGGUGAGGGCAUGAAACGGGCAGUCAGUUUGAGAGCCUACAGUUCCUGAAAAGGGAAACAUAAACACAUAAUUAAUUUUUCUGUUUCACUUCUUAAAAAUAUUAAUAAACUGUUUUUUUUUAUUUCUCUUUAA
Messenger RNA from Bombina bombina (fire-bellied toad), 3353 nucleotides. RefSeq names its product toll like receptor 3 (gene TLR3). The record is from RefSeq and is a predicted model, not a curated record. Gene Ontology annotation, cellular component: membrane. NCBI's taxonomy places the organism in Eukaryota, Metazoa, Chordata, Amphibia, Anura, Bombinatoridae. Gene Ontology annotation, molecular function: protein binding; transmembrane signaling receptor activity. Gene Ontology annotation, biological process: toll-like receptor signaling pathway; immune response.